CAACCAGAAAACCCAAAGCAUUAUUAGUCUAUAAAUUGAAAGUUCUCUAUUAAAAAAAACAAUCAUACCAAGCGAGGAAUUAAGAUUUAAGAAUAUGGAGUCGACCACAACCACCAUCAUCUUCUUUCUCUUCUCCAUUGCCAACUUCCUCUCUCUGCCCACUCCAAUCACUGCUGCAUCCUCAUCACCUGUAACAGCAGUCUUCGCCUUCGGUGACUCCACCUUAGAUUCCGGCAACAACAACCACCUCACAACCCUCUGCCGGAGCGACCACCCCCCUUACGGCCGCGACUUCCCCGGCCAAGUCCCUUCCGGGAGGUUCUCAAACGGAAAGCUAGCAACAGACUUCAUGGUGUCGCAGUUGGGCCUCAAGGACCUCUUGCCUGCAUAUUUAGACCCUGCAGUCACCGACCAAGACUUGAUGACCGGUGCGAGUUUCGCCUCCGGUGGCUCGGGUCUGGACGAUUUGACCGCGACCGAGUCGGCCGUGUUGACCAUGUCGACUCAGUUGCAGUACUUGGAGGAAGCAUUGCAGAGAAUAGAGAAAACAGGUGGGUCUGGAUCAGCGGAGGCGAGCCACGUAGUUGAAAACGCAUUGUUUUUUAUUGCAGCCGGAACUAAUGAUAUGGUGUUCAAUUUUUAUGGUCUGCCCACUCGGAGUAUUGGGUAUUCGUUGUCAGGCUACCUUGACUUUCUGCUUCAAAAACUGGAGUCAAUUAUAAAGAGGCUGUACAAGAUGGGAGCGCGAAGGUUUGCCGUAACAGGACUGCCACCGAUUGGGUGUCUGCCGGUGCUAGUGACUUUUGGCAGCGUGGUGCCGAGCCCACACAUGUUUCAAAGGGUGUGUGUUGAUCAGCAGAACGUGGAUUCUCAGGCCUACAACACCAAACUUGAAGCCCUCACUUCCACUUUACAAAGUACCCUCCAGGGCGCCAAAGUCGCCUACAAUGAUGUCUACAAUCCCAUCCUUGACAUGAUCACCAAACCAGCCAAAUAUGGCUUUGAACACACACUUGAAGGAUGCUGUGGGACAGGCACUCUGGAGGUAGGUCCUAUGUGCAAUGCGAUCGAUCUAACGUGCUCCGAUCCAUCCAAAUACCUGUUUUGGGACGCUGUUCAUCCUACACAAGCUGCUUACCGGUUUAUUGCCCAUAAUUUUAUGCAGACUGUGCUUCCCCGCCUUGUCGGAUAG
Messenger RNA from Cornus florida, 1192 nucleotides. Its product is annotated as GDSL esterase/lipase At2g40250. The record is from RefSeq and is a predicted model, not a curated record. Gene Ontology annotation, molecular function: hydrolase activity, acting on ester bonds. NCBI's taxonomy places the organism in Eukaryota, Viridiplantae, Streptophyta, Magnoliopsida, Cornales, Cornaceae. Bases 95 to 1192 code for a protein of 365 amino acids. The transcript is spliced from 3 exons.